This is a messenger RNA of Neospora caninum, 3309 nucleotides long. RefSeq lists its product as uncharacterized. The coding region runs from base 1 to 3309 and encodes 1102 amino acids. Lineage: Eukaryota; Apicomplexa; Conoidasida; Eucoccidiorida; Sarcocystidae. The record is from RefSeq and is a predicted model, not a curated record. The transcript has 5 exons.
AUGGCGCCUUCGCGAGCUGCCCCCAGCGGGGCGAUCGCUCUCGGACUAGCCAAACGAUCAACCUUGUGGACUAAAGGGCUGAAACCGACCUUUCUCUGUUUGAUUUUCUCCUGUCUCAUUGCAUUCUUGGGGUUGCCGAGCGCCUUUUGGACCUUCGAGGCUGGCGUUGACGCCUUGUCUGUAUCGACUCGUGCGUCGGUGCACAAGGAUGUUGCAGAGAUCAGCGCGAAUCAGUCGGAUCAGGAGCGUUCUAGCGUUGAACAGCCCAGCGAAUCAGAUGCUCAGCAAUCUGUCUCCUCCGCUGACUUAGCGGCUCCAGAAAAGAAGGACGAUCUUCCCGAUAAGAAACAGAGCCCCAGUGAAACCCCGGAAGCAAAACCUGAGAAAGUGAAGGCACCAUCCGUUUCCUCACCGCCGUCGAGCCCGACCCCAAGCCCUGACACGGCCCCAGCUGCGACGCCCAGCACCACUACAGACAAGUCACCGGACACAUCAAAGAAACUGAACAAACCAGCCCGUUCCAAAAAGAAAGAUGUUCGAGCGGUCGAUGGAUCUCUGGCAGAGGCGGUUAUUGACCAGUUGGAUAGUAUCAAGUCUGUCCAAGUUUCCGGUGCCUUGUUACGUCGCAUCUGGAAGGAGCAUCAGCGAGUCGGGGAAGAUAUGCGUGAUUUGCUGAGAGAAUACCUCUUGGCUCUCGAGCGAGAGCUGUACACGCAGCAGGCGGAAAUUUUUGGGCUUGAGAAACUGAAGAUGGACGAAGUGAUCCGCCACGAGCACUAUCCGGAGGCGAGGCAGCGCGAGGUGGAGCUGGAGAUGCAGGCGCUAGCAGAACAACACAAAUUCAUGAAAAAGCUUUUCAGUCGCAUGCAUGCCAACACAGAAACAAAAAGCACAGCAGCGCUCGUGAACAGGAUCGAAGAACUGGAUAAGCCAGUUGACAUCGUUGACGCUACCGACAAGGGAUCUGGAGCUGAUGUUCUUCACGGUUUGAAAGUUGUUGGUAAAGACAUCAAAACUAUGCGGGAAUCGGUUAAGAAGUUUUCCCGCGAGCUUGAGACGCUGGAACGGUUAUAUUCCGAACAGCCUUCUGGGGAACAUGACGAAAUCAGAAAAACCCUAGGUGCUGUGAUGGAUCCUCUGGCCGGACCCGUCAGCUCUAUGGACUAUCAAUCGCUUUCCUGGAUUCCGAAAAAGGGGAAAGUUCUUGGUUAUGUCGAUAAGGCCUACCAUAAAAGUAUGGAACAUGAUGAUGAUGCGUUUCUCGAUGAAGACGAUGACAUGGAUGUCGACGAAGACCACUACGAUCCUUUUGACCCGCAUGAUCCCUGGGACGUUGACGGCGAUGGCGAUGAUGACGAUGAUGAAUCCAGUGAAACACCCCGGAAAAAGGGGAAGCAUGGGCGUCCGGGGAAGAAGUCGCACCUCGGGAAGGAAAAGAGUUUUUGGAAACAUGAUUUCGGCCUUCCUUGGGAGAAGGAUAAAUCGCAUCGCCGUCACAAGGGUUCUUCCAGCAAAUCUUCGGGCCAUCAUUCACGCAGUCAGUCUGUGUCGUUUUAUGCGAGCCCGGCGGAACCUGUUGAGGAACACGAGGAAGAUUCCGCCGUGAGCCAUGAUGAUUCUUCCGUUUUCCCAGGUCUCUUCUUUCUUGAGCUUGGCAGCAAACGGACCGUCGGAACGGCAGCUGACAAUGCCAUAGACGCAAAGCAGAGAUCCUUUGUGCAGCGGAGUCAACACUCUGUGCAAAUCCGGGAGCACCGCGCCACAGACGACCAAGACAGAUUCAUGAACGGAGAGCAGCCUUUGAGCUUCCUCCAGACAAGGGGUGCCAGCGAAGAGGCCGGAGGCUCUGAGGAGGUCGGCUCUGCAAGCGCAAACCAACAAUAUGACGGUGAAGGACAGGGCUCCGCAGAGGACGGGAUAGAGGAUGAGAGUGACAAGGCAGGAGAGACAAAAGCAGAAGGGGCUCAUGGGGCAGCGGGCAAGGGUGUGCAGCAGGCAGCGGAUACCGAGGAACCCUCAAGUGAGAGGGAAGAAGAAAACGGAGGACACGAUCACCCGCAUGAGAGUGAAAGCGGUGUAGGACCAGACGAGAAAGGGGGACACGAUCACCCGCAUGAGAGUGAAAGCGGUGUAGGACCAGACGAGAAAGGGGGACACGAUCAUCCGCAUGAGAGUGAAAGCGGUGUAGGACCAGACGAGAAAGGGGGACACGAUCACCCGCAUGAGAGUGAAAGCGGUGUAGGACCAGACGAGAAAGGGGGACACGAUCACCCGCAUGAGAGUGAAAGCGGUGUAGGACCAGACGAGAAAGGGGGACACGAUCACCCGCAUGAGAGUGAAAGCGGUGUAGGACCAGACGAGAAAGGGGGACACGAUCACCCGCAUGAGAGUGAAAGCGGUGUAGGACCAGACGAGAAAGGGGGCAAUGAGUCAGAAGCGAGUCACACCAGUGGCAGCAAGGACCACCCCAGAUGCAUUGACAUUCUGGAUCCGCAGAAGUGUGUCGAGACCACGAACUGCUUCCAUGACGACGUCUACCGCCAAUGCUUUUUCAACUGCACGUCGGUCUCGCUCACCAGACAAUCAUUCGAGGGCAUUAUGCGUGGAUGCGAGGAGUUCCGGGACAAACCGUCAUGCGAUAUGAUGGAGAGAGCCACAGCCCGGCUCAAAGAGUCGGGGACUCCUGUUAUCUACGACUGCCACUGGCUAUCUGAGGGCCCUGAGGUUUCAGAUACAACGCCAAGUGACAGCAAACAACCUGGCGACAAAGAGGAAAAAGAGGUUGGCAAGGAGGAGGCAGCCCAGACGAAUGGUGGCCGUAGCGUCUGCGUCAACCGUUUGGAGGCUCCCACAGCCGAGAAACUUUUGUGGGGGACAAUCAUUGCAGAGAAACAAAGGAGGCUUGAAGAGUUGGAAAUCAGCAGGAACCUCACACCAGACAAAGUCUGUGUUCGGCCUCGCGAACUGGCUAACGCCACGCUCCAUCCCGAUAAGCCUUUCUACGCACUCGGCGACCAGGUGAAAUGCCGUCCCGGAUCUUCUUUCAUGGGAGUACGGCGGGUAAUCACCUGCCACGAGGAAGGCAUCUUUGAUCCACAGGUUGCCUGUAUCCCGAAGGGGACCCUCUCCAAUCAGCAGCAAGCGUUCAUGAAGGAGGUCGAAGACUAUGCCGAAGUCGUAGAGGCCGAACCAGGAUGGGCAGCCGCUGGCGCGGAGACUGGCAGCUCAUCAAUCACAGCUAGCAUGCAAGGCAUCGCAAAUGCUGCCCAUGCGCUUAUUGCAGUUUCGACGAUCCUCACAACUCUCUAG